Molecule: messenger RNA, 588 nt
Organism: Brassica napus (rape)
Lineage: Eukaryota; Viridiplantae; Streptophyta; Magnoliopsida; Brassicales; Brassicaceae
Exons: 1
Coding region: 1-588 (195 amino acids)
Molecular function (GO): RNA-DNA hybrid ribonuclease activity; nucleic acid binding
Source: RefSeq, a predicted model, not a curated record
AUGAAAACAAUCGUACUAAAUCCGGGAAAAUGUAUCAUUGGUCUUAAACCUAUUGAUUAUCUGAUUAUUGCAGAGACAAAGGAACCUAUAAACCGUGAAUCUCUACAUAUUGCAGAGACCCAUUUUCCACAUGGAGUUAACAAGUGUUAUAUAGAUGGAGCAUGGAAGGAACAUGAUCUUUAUACAGGGCAGGGAUGGGUCUACAGAAAAGAUGAAUCAAACGAUACUAUGAUGGGUGCAAUGUCUAUUCGCAGGAGUCUAUCACCUUUACAUGCUGAAUGUGAAGCGUUGAUAUGGGCGAUGGAGUGCAUGAAGACCCUACAAAUCUCAGAGGUGGUGUUUGCAACAGACUGUUCUCAAUUGGUGAAGAUGGUGUCUACACCGACAGAAUGGCCGGCGUUCACUACACACAUGGAGGAGUUUCUGCGAUGUAAGGAAUUCUUUCUCAACUUUACUAUCCAGCAUAUACCAAGGGCGCAAAAUACUCUGGCGGACAAGCUGGCACGAGGUGCUAGAACUUCACCAUCUGCUAUGGUUUAUGUUGACUCAGUUCCUCCGAGGUGGCUCUCGGAUCAGGAAUCUUCUUAG